Malania oleifera is the source of this 1324-nucleotide messenger RNA. RefSeq names its product WAT1-related protein At5g07050-like. The coding region runs from base 3 to 1151 and encodes 382 amino acids. Lineage: Eukaryota; Viridiplantae; Streptophyta; Magnoliopsida; Santalales; Ximeniaceae. Gene Ontology annotation, cellular component: plasma membrane. The record is from RefSeq and is a predicted model, not a curated record. The transcript is spliced from 7 exons. Gene Ontology annotation, molecular function: transmembrane transporter activity.
GUAUGGCCUGUCAAUGGAAAUCAGAAAUUAAGGGAGGCAUGGAAGAAGAAGGCAAGAAAAGGGAAAGAAGAGGAGGAGAUGGGAAAAGAUCAGAGUGGUUUUGGUUAAAGGUGUGGGAGUGGGAGUUGGAAGAGCUGAAACCAUAUGCAUACUGUAUAUUCUCAAACUUGUGCUAUGCAGGAUUCAACAUCAUCUCCAAGGUCUGUCUUGACGACGGCAUCAAUCCUUAUGUGCUUGUUGCCUAUGGGCACGCUUUUGGUGCCAUUUCUACCGCCAUUCUUGCUUUCUUGUUUGAAAGGAAGAAUGAUAGCAAAAUUAGCAUGCCAAUCUUACGAAAUCUUUUCUUCUUGGGUUUGCUCAGUGCUGUACUAGGGAGGACAUUGUUUUAUGCAGGGCUAGAAUACACUUCACCACUUUUGGCAGCUGCCAUGAUCAACUUAAUUCCAUCUAUUACCUUUAUCUUAGCAGUUUUGUGCAGGAUGGAGAAGGUAGAGAUUUCUAAGCGCAGUUCUCAAGCAAAGAUAGGGGGAACAGUUAUUGCUUUUGCUGGUGCAACACUUAUGACACUCUACAACGGAGUCACUUUGAUUUCACUUCAUACAAAGAAGCACUUGCAUCAAAAUGCCACCUCAGAAGCAUCCUCAACCAAACAUUGGAUAAAGGGCUCCAUCAUGCUUCUUAUUUCAUAUAUUUCCAUAUCAGCUUUCUUUAUCUUACAGACGGUUACAGUGAAAAUGUUCCCAGCACCAAUAACUCUCACAUCAUUAACAUGCUUAUCGGGUGCUAUACUCUCGACAAUUAUGACAGCAAUUUUGGAUCAUAAAGCAUCAUCAUGGAGGUUGUCAUGGAACAUCACACUUCUUGCUCCAAUCUACAGUGGAGUUGUUGUAUUUGGAAUUGUUAUUUAUGUUCAGACAUUAGUAAUGCAGAAGAAGGGUCCAGUUUUCAUGACAUCAUUUAGACCAUUGGUCACUAUAAUUGUAGCCGUUAUGGGAUUGUUCAUUUUAGAGGAUUCACUGCACUUGGGAAGUGUUCUGGGAGCAACAUUGGUAAUUCUUGGUUUGUAUGCAACUCUAUGGGGAAAGCAAAAUGAGAAGGCAGAAAAGCUAUCGGAGCAUAUCAUGUCUGAAGGCAACAAUGAAGGAGAAUAGGUAGAUAAAUAUGCACUGGAAUAUAUGAUAUACUCAUGGAACAAUAUGAUCAUUUGAUUUUAAAUUUGCUCCUGUAUGGUCAUAUGACCUUUUAAUCUUAAAUGUCAUUAUUAUGGGUGAAAGAGGUAAACAACAGGAUAUGCAUCAAUACGAAGCUGGUGUUUUGAAUGGCC